Molecule: messenger RNA, 650 nt
Organism: Trematomus bernacchii (emerald rockcod)
Lineage: Eukaryota; Metazoa; Chordata; Actinopteri; Perciformes; Nototheniidae
Product: cystatin-F-like
Exons: 4
Coding region: 209-550 (113 amino acids)
Biological process (GO): negative regulation of microglial cell activation; positive regulation of myelination; immune response
Cellular component (GO): late endosome; endoplasmic reticulum; Golgi apparatus
Molecular function (GO): cysteine-type endopeptidase inhibitor activity
Source: RefSeq, a predicted model, not a curated record
GUGUGUGCUCACAAACAGAGGAGGAAAACAGAGUGCAUGCUGGGAGGAAGUGUGUGCUCAUACAAGAGGAGGAAACAGAGUGCAUGCUGGGAGGAAGUGUGUGCUCAUAAAACAGAGAGGAACACACCUCAGGAAACAGAGUGCAUGAUGGGAGUGAAAGACGCUGCUUCUCGCCUUGCUGCUAGCUGCUCUCGAGGGUGCCGGUUCGAUGCCCGGCUCUCUGACUGAUGUCAUCAGAACGGACGUCUCUCUGAGGGGCGUCGUCCUCGCCGCCGCCGGCCGCUUCAACGACCAAUCAAACGACGCCUUCCUCUUCAAACCGUCCGCUAUCCUCCGAGCGCAGCGGCAGGUGGUGAAGGGGCUUCGGUACGUGGUGGAUUUGGAGAUUUCCAGAACACUGUGCCGUAAACGGAACCACAACAAGGAUCUGUCCAGGUGUGACCUGCAGCCUGAAGGGUCCCUGAAGCAGACGUUUGAGUGUCACACGGAGGUCUGGGUCGUCCCCUGGAGGAAUGAGACCAAGACUCUGGAGAUGGACUGUCAAACCUGAUCUGUCCUCACCCUCACCUGUCCCUCUCUCACCUGUCCUCAUCCUCACCUGUCUCCCCCCCCACCUGUCAGUCUAAUAAAGCCCCUCCUCUCGUAUCACA